Messenger RNA from Maudiozyma barnettii, 486 nucleotides. It is a transcript of the gene GPX2, whose product is annotated as glutathione peroxidase GPX2. The record is from RefSeq and is a predicted model, not a curated record. The transcript has a single exon. Bases 1 to 486 code for a protein of 161 amino acids. Gene Ontology annotation, molecular function: glutathione peroxidase activity. NCBI's taxonomy places the organism in Eukaryota, Fungi, Ascomycota, Saccharomycetes, Saccharomycetales, Saccharomycetaceae. Gene Ontology annotation, biological process: response to oxidative stress.
AUGUCUAAAGUUUACGAUUUUGUUGUUAAGGAUAAAGCCGGUAAAGAUUUUGCCCUAAAACAAUUAGAAGGGAAAGUUAUUCUAAUUGUUAAUGUUGCCUCUAAAUGUGGUUUCACUCCUCAAUAUAAAGGUCUAGAAGAGGUGUACAAGAAGUAUAAUGACCAGGGAGUAGAAAUCCUAGGGUUCCCAUGUAACCAGUUUGGUGGUCAAGAACCAGGUAAAGAAGAAGAGAUUGUACAAUUCUGUUCUUUGAACUAUGGUGUUACAUUCCCUAUUAUGCAAAAGAUCGACGUUAAUGGUGAUAAAGCUGAACCAUUUUACGAAUUCUUGAAGAAAGAAAAGACUGGUGCUCUAGGUAUGAAGAGAGUCAAAUGGAAUUUCGAAAAAUUUUUGAUCGAUAAGCAUGGGAAUGUUGUCGAAAGAUUCUCUUCCUUAACUAAACCAGAAUCUAUCGAUCCAAAGAUUGCUGCCUUAUUAAAGGAAUAA